AUGCCAGCAACGAAGGUGCAUGUCCUACCAGCGAGCUGCGACAUAGGAGAGGAAGGUGAGAGUUCCGGUAUCCAGGCGUCCUUCCGUUCGUUUUUAACAUGCAUGAAAAUCACGGGACUGCACCACUUGAAAAGGCGCAAAACCAAUGGCGGCAAAAUUUGGAAACGAUUAGCAUGGAUGUAUAGACUAUUUGUGCCAGGUGUUUUGUUGGCGAAUUUUGUGUUUUCAAUGGGAGAGUUUCGCAGUAUCACCAGUUUUGAUGCAUAUUCGUUGGAUCACAUGAUAGCAUCAAUUUCAUUUCUGCAGGUGACAUUAUUUUCUCUGAACAACAUUAUUCGAGGUAGAAGAUGGGACAGGUUCUAUAAAGCUUGGGACGAGUACACGGAGGUUAACAAAAUCGAAACAAGCCGUUGGAUCAGAAAGUUCUCACUCGCGGUCAUGUGGGGCUACUUUAUCUGGAUUGCUACAGCGGCUGGGUUUCUCGCCUUAAACAUGUCCAACCCCAGGCAACCGUCGGGAUUCGCCGAACUUCUUCCGGAUUCCCUUAUGUCACCAGUAAUGGUCUUCACCAGUAUUGCAUACUUUUUCUGUGCCUCGACGUCAUUUUUGCUCACAGCACAGUUUAUUCUCACAUGCACUGCCAUUUGCAGAGUUCUGCACGUGUUGUACAGAGCAAUGUGUAUAUCUAUUGAACAUGACGACACCCUCAAAGAGAAAAUGGAAAUGUUUCGGCAGCAGCACGAGAAAUGCUGCCGCAUAAUAAGCCUCGCCGACGACGUUUUGUCUGUGUUCACCUUGGUAACGGUGUUCACGACCAUUCCGCUCAUCGUGAUCACGCUGUACUUCGUGUUGUUCGACAAGUCGGAGGUAGAAACGUUGGCAUACGCCGCCACGUGUUGGUCCAUCACGCUCAGUGUUCUCCAGCUAACCGUCAUCUUUCUGUUUGGCGGCGCAGUUAACUAUAUGGCGCACAGACCGGCCACGUUGCUGUAUGGAUUGGACCUGAACAGGACAGCGCAACUCUCCGUUCAACAGCUGGGUGUAUUUUUGACGCGACUGACGAGCCAGCCUAUCGGGAUGACGGCCUUCGGCCUGUUCGUCCUCGACAAACCUACCAUCUUCACGUUUGUGGGCAGCAUCAUGACGUACGCCAUUGUGAUGAUCCAGUUCAAGCCGGGAGACAACACAUGCCCCAUCACGUGCAAUUGUACUGUCUAG
Messenger RNA from Mya arenaria, 1218 nucleotides. RefSeq names its product gustatory and pheromone receptor 39a-like. Gene Ontology annotation, cellular component: membrane. The record is from RefSeq and is a predicted model, not a curated record. NCBI's taxonomy places the organism in Eukaryota, Metazoa, Mollusca, Bivalvia, Myida, Myidae. The transcript has 4 exons. Bases 1 to 1218 code for a protein of 405 amino acids. Gene Ontology annotation, biological process: sensory perception of taste.